AUGACGACUGUGAGCACUGAGACUGGGACAUGUCCAAUGUUGUCUGUCCAGCCCAAUCGAGGUUUGGUGGACGAGAAGUUUCAGGUUUCCGUAACUAAUCUUUUACCAAAUCAAGAGGUGACACUGCACUCUCUACAUCUGUCAGAGGAGAAGGACUUCUGGGAGGUGUUUGGACACUAUAUCAGUGAUGAACAUGGAACAGUGAAAGUGGCCAGAAAGGAUAGUUUGGGAGGCACUUAUAAAGGGACAGAGCCGAUGGGGUUGCUGUGGAGCAUGAGGCCCGUGCCAGGAAGUAUCUUAAAGUUGCACAUAAGCAACAUCUUAAAACCAAUGAUAGUUCUUAUUUCAGUAUAUGAGGGGCACCUUACCCAAGGCUUCAGCCAAAAAGCACCCCUGGCAACCAGCAUCACAGAACGCUGGUACAUAGCGCCAGGUGUGCAGAGGGUGGAUGUGAGGGAGAAAGGAAAACGAGGAACAUUAUUUCUGCCUCCAGGCCCUGGGCCGUUCCCUGGAGUGCUGGACCUGUGGGGUGGAGGUGGUGAUUUGGUUGAGUAUCUCCCUUCCCUGCUUGCAUCUCAUGGAUUUGCAUCACUGGCACUAGAGUACUUCUCUCCAAAAAAGCUGAACACAGCAGAUGUUGACACAUCUUACUUUGAGAAAGCAUACCAGAUCCUACAGAAUCAUCCGAUGGUACAAAAAGAUUGUCUGGCUGUGCUUGGACUAUGCUUUGGAAGUGCAAUAACACUCAGUUUGGUGGCCUACUCUGAAGUCAUUAAGCCCCAGUGCUGUGUGUGCAUUAGUGGUGGUCAUAUGCUUCUUGUUGAUAAAUCCCUCUUUGACGCAUUGACGAAAAGAAAAAGUGAGCAUACGGAUAAGAUACGUGUGAAUGAAGAUAACCAGAUUAUCUGCAGAGACAUCCUCUUGUCGAUUCCUACAGACCCAACUCUCAAAGCCGAUGUUGGGAGAAUAAAGUGUCCACUUCUGUUGGUGACUGCUGGUGAUGAUCAGACCUGGCCUGCAGUUGAAUGUGCUGAAGACAUGGAGAUGAUGAUGUUGAAAGCAGGAAAUGGGCACUUGUUGGAAGUCCUGACAUAUCCUGAAGCGGGUCAUUUGAUUGAACCCCCUUACUCUCCUCACUUCCGUGCAACUAACUUCAACAUGCAGGGGUUUCUGGAGAUCAUGGUCAUGCUGUGGGGUGGACAGACCAAACCGCAUUCAUAUGCACAAGAGGACGCCUGGAAGAAGAUUUUAUCAUUUAUGCGGCAGCACCUCUAUUUCAGUUCAACGCUAUAUUAAGGCUUUUCAUCAAUGAGCACUAUUUUUGUAUGUGCGUUACCUGCAGCACUACGACUACGUGCUCUGUCUUUUACGAUUUGUCGUGAUAGCAAGAAAUCUAAGUGCAAUUUGCGUGUCUUGGCAUCACACGACUGUGCGUAUGCAUGCAAACAGUGGGUGAAUUCACAGAAGUACAUGGGAGGUUAAUUUGAAUAAAGUGGCACAAGGCCUAAUAUGCUGUUUUUGUAAGAAAUAAGUUAUUGCUCAAAACGUCUGAGAACCACAUCUAUUCUCAGCACAAAGUCUAAACUCAAACUUUGCAUUCUAUUGGGGAUUUUAUCAAAGUGCAUGUUAAACUUCUGAAUUACAAUGGCACAUACAAUUAUGUCCCUGACAAUUGCAGUUAAUACUAGCCAUGGUGUUGUGUGUCAGUACAUCAAUAUGAUUAAUUAUAUACUUACAUUAUCAUAUCAUAUCUAUCAUUAUAAUGGAGCCUACAUCCAAUUAAUUCCGACGAGUACCACCUUUUCCAUGCGCGCACACACACACACACAUAUACAUAUA
Messenger RNA from Myxocyprinus asiaticus (Chinese sucker), 1839 nucleotides. Its product is annotated as peroxisomal succinyl-coenzyme A thioesterase-like. The transcript has 11 exons. Gene Ontology annotation, molecular function: fatty acyl-CoA hydrolase activity. NCBI's taxonomy places the organism in Eukaryota, Metazoa, Chordata, Actinopteri, Cypriniformes, Catostomidae. Bases 1 to 1296 code for a protein of 431 amino acids. The record is from RefSeq and is a predicted model, not a curated record. Gene Ontology annotation, biological process: fatty acid metabolic process; acyl-CoA metabolic process.